Lodderomyces parapsilosis is the source of this 567-nucleotide messenger RNA. RefSeq lists its product as uncharacterized. The record is from RefSeq and is a predicted model, not a curated record. Lineage: Eukaryota; Fungi; Ascomycota; Pichiomycetes; Serinales; Debaryomycetaceae. Gene Ontology annotation, biological process: meiotic joint molecule formation; homologous chromosome pairing at meiosis; meiotic strand invasion involved in reciprocal meiotic recombination. The transcript has 4 exons. Gene Ontology annotation, molecular function: double-stranded DNA binding; recombinase activator activity. Gene Ontology annotation, cellular component: condensed nuclear chromosome; DNA recombinase auxiliary factor complex. The coding region runs from base 1 to 567 and encodes 188 amino acids.
AUGCCUUCAACAAAACAUACACAGUGUUCAGAAGACGUCAGAACCAUCAUUCGCGACUACAUGAAGUCCCAGUAUAGACCCUACUCCACCAAUGAUAUCUUGUUAAAUUUGCAUAAUCAAGUUCCAAAACAAAGAUUAAGUGUGGGGUUAACAACUUUGGUUGAGCUGAAUGAACUUAUUGUCAAGGUCGUGGGUAAAACCAGUUAUUAUUGUUACAGGGCCUUAGUACCAGAGUGUGCUAAUUCAGACGCAGAUUUAUUGGAGAAGAUCCCUUUGAUGGAGAAAGAGAUGAAAGGUCUUGAACAAGAGACAAAUGACUUAAUAGAAGCGUUGAAGAAUGCCAGAACAGCCCUUUCUAAUGAAGAACUAGUUCAACGUCUCAACGAGGCUAAGGAGGAAAUUGAAGCAUUGACGAAUUUGCAAAAACUGUCCAGCCAUGAACUCACCCACAGUACUGAAAUGGCCCAACAAAUUUCACAUUUACUGCGUAUCCACAAGCAAUACAAAGAAUAUAACAUAUUGGAAUCUAUUGGUAUCGAGGAAAGCGAAGUGAAGAAGUACUUAUAG